AAAACAGUCCGUUUCUCCUUCGCAUGCGCCGCCGCUCACAGCGUACACCGCGUUGCCCGGCAACUUCCCCGAAGCCGCUCUUCUGAAGGGAGAAGAGAGCGCAGACGCCUCGCUUCACCGCCAGCGCCUUUUCGGAUGGCCAAGUUCGUGCUCGCAGGUAGGGCAGAUUGCCCCUACUAUGCUAAGGCAGAACUACUAGCUGACUAUCUGCAGACAAAUUUGCCUAACUUCAAGAUAUACAAGAUUACUCAACAUCCUGACACCUGGGAGAAGUGGCUGCAGGAGAUCUGUGAAAAGAAUGGAUGGAAACACAAGCGCUCUCCAAUUAUUUGGAGAGAAUUGUUGGACCGUGGCGGGAAGGGCCUUCUUCUGGGAGGAUUUAAUGAAUUCCUAGAGCACGCUCAGCGUUAUUAUAACAUCACAUCAGACAUGCUGACUGAAGAGAUGCUGCUAAUUGCUAAGGAAAACUUGCAGACUCACAUAGAAGUUGAGACAGAGGAGGAAGAAAUAAAAAGCCAGAUCAAUCCCAUGCACAUUUGGGUCAACAGAGCUUCUAGUCCUAUCUGCUACCAUCUUAUCCCUUUAUUAAUCAAUGGGGAAAUAUUUGGGAUGGAAACAGAGAUCAGCCUCCAUUUACUUGACAGAGACAGCAACAAAGAAAUCCUUGAGGGUAUUGUAAUGGAGACUCAAGACUUAGCAUUCCCUGUCCUUCGUAAUGUCUCCCUGCACACAACAUUGGAUGAAGCUUUUCUUGAGGCUGAUGUCAUCAUUUUGCUUGACGACAUAGUCCAGGAGACAAUUCCAACACUUGAAGACUGUAUCCGACAAGUGACCAAUCAGUGUGAAGUAUAUGGGCCUCUGAUAGACAAGAAUGCCAAAAGCAAUGCCAGAGUUGUUGUGAUGGGGAAAACCUUUGCCAACCUUAAGACAUUUAUGAUCAUGACACAUGCCCCAUCCAUUAACCCUCGAAACAUUAUCACUGUAGCCAUGCUCUUGGAAAGUGAAGCCAAGGCCACAUUGGCAAGAAAAUUGAACAUGCAUCCAGCUGGAAUAAAAAAUCUCAUCAUCUGGGGGAACGUCAGCGGGAAUAGCUUUGUGGACCUGACUAACACUCAGCUCUAUAGAUACGACAGUGCCAUCUGGGGCCCACCAAACUUUUCCCGUCGUUUGUUGGAACUUAUGUUUGAUCGUGAAUGGAUGCAGACUGAAUUUCUGACCUCGUUGAGUUCAUUGAGUUCUUGGGGGCAUCAUUGUUUAGGCUUGGCGCCUGCACAUGUCAUUACUACAGUGCUGAGAUACUGGUACCAAGAUUCCCCGCCUGGGGAGAUGGUCUCUCUGGGAGUAAUCAGUGAAGGUCAUUUUGGAAUUCCUGAAGGGAUUGUCUACUGCAUGCCUGUGAGGUUCCAGAAUGGUGACUGGGAGGUCUUUACAGAACUGCAAAUAAGUGAUAAAACUCUAGAAUACCUUCAGAUUUUAGCCUGUGAUCUAACUCGGGAAAAACAAGUUGCAUUAGGUGAAGUAACAGAAUUGUAUCCACAAAGAAGAGAAGUUCAUGUGGCAUAUCGUGACUCAUCAGAAGAGGAAAUCAUCCACAGUUCCAAAGAGGAGAUCAAAUAUUCAAGCAGUAUGGAAGGAGUAGCGUUGGAAACAGAAGAUCAAUCUACUGCUGAAGAGGCUGAAGAUUUACCUAUUGAAUUAAAUGAGUCAAAGAGUAUGGAAGAAGGAAACGCUGAAGAACUCACAGAAGAAAAUGUUGAAGAAUCUAUAGAUGCUCCUGAAGAUUAACCUAAUGGCUUGUCUUAACAAGAGUCCUAUUUGAACACUGGAGCCAGUAAUAAACUCUUAAAACAAUACUAAACACCGCAGCCGGGCAAAUUCUUGGGUAUGGUGGCUUCUGUGAAUCAACUACAAUGGACUUUAUGACAUAAAAAUGUCAGGUUCUCCUUUCUGUACAGAAUUAAAUAUAUAGUUGUGUGAAAA
Messenger RNA from Hemicordylus capensis (graceful crag lizard), 1980 nucleotides. RefSeq names its product malate dehydrogenase 1B (gene MDH1B). The transcript has 13 exons. The coding region runs from base 136 to 1785 and encodes 549 amino acids. The record is from RefSeq and is a predicted model, not a curated record. Gene Ontology annotation, molecular function: L-malate dehydrogenase (NAD+) activity. Lineage: Eukaryota; Metazoa; Chordata; Lepidosauria; Squamata; Cordylidae. Gene Ontology annotation, biological process: oxaloacetate metabolic process; malate metabolic process; tricarboxylic acid cycle.